Labrus mixtus (cuckoo wrasse) is the source of this 3008-nucleotide messenger RNA. RefSeq lists its product as uncharacterized. Gene Ontology annotation, molecular function: nucleic acid binding; zinc ion binding. Bases 66 to 1598 code for a protein of 510 amino acids. Lineage: Eukaryota; Metazoa; Chordata; Actinopteri; Labriformes; Labridae. The transcript is spliced from 2 exons. The record is from RefSeq and is a predicted model, not a curated record.
AGGAAGAGAAAGUUAAGUCAAAGAAAAAGAUUGACAGAGAAAAGUUGGAGGAGAUUGAAAGACAAAUGGAAUGUUGGAAAAUAUGGAUGACAGAAGCGGAAGUCAGAGAUAGGAAACAGACAGGGAAAGUUUUACCAAACAUGAAAAAUGAAAUGAAAAAUGAUGAAAAAGAAAAACCAGAUGCUUUCACUGAUAACCCCACCACACCCCCUGUGUCUGCUCUUUAUCCCUCUCUGACCGGUGGAGUUCGAGGCAAAGAAGAUUGGGUUCCCACCUACAUGGCUCCACCUGUCCUGCCCCCACAGCAACAGCAGCUCCUGCAGUUCUUGCCACCACCAUACCCCGGACAACAGCCCAUCAUCAACCCCCAUAACCCCUUCCACGGACAACCUCAGAACAUGCCAAAACCAGAACUUUCUGCACCAUCAGCCCCACAGACUGAGGAUGAAAAACUGACGUCAGCCUCCGGAGGAAAAUUGGCACAAUCAACACCUCCAGGGAGCCCAGACACAUCCUCCUCUGACGAAGAUAAUAAACCCAACAAAUCCUUGUUCGAAUCCUUACUUGGCAAAACUCUGUCCGAAAUUGUCUCCCCAACACCCAAAGAAACACCCAGAAGGUCAGAAAGACAGAGGACGCUGACCUCUCACUUCCAAGCCCCCAUGGUCGAGUACCCGGCCGGCGCAAACGACGCCCCAGUCCUCAUCUACAGACCCGCUGAUGACGAAAUGAAGACAGCCGCAAAAGACUGGCCACCCAUGGAGAAAGGAGGUGAAGAAUUGGCAAAAAGCCUCCUCCUCUUCUGCAAAAUGUGGAGACCCACUGCCACGGAAUUGAGGAAGCUUCUCCUCGUGCACAUGGGGCCCCAACACUACUCCAAGAUACAAGCAACUGUAGAAACAGAUGGCUUCGAAGCACUGGCAGCCAAACUGGUUCCAUGGACAGAGGCUGGCGACUGGGAGAUCUGGGUCAUCACCAUCUGUAACAAACUGAGAGAAAGUUUUGCUGUAAAGGUGGACUACGGACGACUGAGAGACUGUAAACAACAAGACCAUGAAAGUGUGUCCGAUUAUUUCCACCGCCUCCUUGAUGUCUGCAUCCGCCACUCAGGACAGGCAAAACCCGACGUGUGGGAGGGUGUGGAAACCCCCUUUGAAAAUAUCAUGAAGAUGGCCUUUGGGGAGGGCCUCCACAAGCCCAUUUUGACCCAAGUUCGCUCCACCCUUGUGGGAGGCUGGGCUGAAAACAGACUGCAAGAGCUCCUCAAACACGCCAAACACGGUGAACAAAGAGAGAAAGAAAAGAGAGACAAAACUGCCAGACACCUAGACACUGCCACUCUAAAUGCUCAGCUGGCUCUGGCCCACUUGGACAGCUGCCCUUUCAGAGGACAAGACAGAAGCCGUGGACGCGGAAGGGGCCAAGGGCACGGACGCGGAAGAAGAUAUUCCCGCACAUAUGACCCCACCAAAUGUUUUAACUGCGGGAAGCAUGGCCACUGGGCCAAAGACUGUCCAGAAACACCAAGAGAGGGGGACGGAGGAAACCGUCGCAGGGGCUGGCAGGACAACGAACAAGUUCCCUAUGCCUCGGACUGACCAUCAGAGAGAGGAGUUGAGCACAGGUAAAGGAGACACUCCCACCCUCGGCUGACACGCCGCUCCAUGACCUGAAACCUGGUGAUUACGUGGUCAUAAAGAACUUCAGGAGGAAGUCCUGGCAGCAUCAGCACUGGCUUGGACCUUUCCAGAUCCGCCUCACCACUCACACGGCUGUGAAAGUUGCUGAGAGAGCCACCUGGACACACGCCACCCACUGCAGACGAGUCCCGGAUCCGACAACUCCACCAACUGACCCUGACACCUCCGGAUAGAUCCUCUGCUCCGGCUACCCUCCCCCGCUGUCAUAGACUGAGAGACAGCCCCUACAGCUCCUGCCAUUGACUGAGAGGCAGAACAUCAUGGAAAGACCACACCCCUGGCACCCUUUCAGGAACCACCCCGGCCUUUGUGGGCUGAGAGGGACCACCUGCAUCCUGUUCAUGCUGGCCGGCUUCAUGCUGGCCCCCUGGUUGUGGUAUCAACUGCAGGAGGAUGAACUCCCGCCACUCCUCCCCCUACAUAUUCCCUGCUUAACCAAGACGAUGUCCCUGAGUUACCUGAACAACCCUCUUUCCCCAAACCUCACUCCUUUUCCUCAUCCUCUAGCUCUGAUAACUCCUCCGAAGAUGAGGACAUGGUGUAAUUGCAUUCAUAUGUGUUGUACAUGCCCCUUUGGGACUUCAUUUUUCAUUCCUGUAAGCUUUGCAAAAUUUUAAGAUGUCUAUGUCUUACAAAAAACAAAUGCACUCCUACUCCUUUCUUCGUCUAUUUUUAUGAUGUGUUCUCUUAAACCUGACUGGUGUGAGCGCACGGAUGUUUGAUGGAUGUUUCUUUGAUUAUUGUAUGGUUUUGAAGUAUGGUUUUUGUUUUUAUAUAGACAAUUUUAUAUUUUUAUAUUUCAUGUGAUUUUCAGGGUGAUAUUUAUACUGUUGUAUUUUUCCGUGUUCUUUGUUGAUUAUUUGUAAUCAAAAGAGGGGAAUUGUAGUGGAAAAAUACUAUCUGUCUGUUGCCUUCGUCUGACCUUAAAAGAUUAGGAUGUUCGUGCGUCAUUUAGCAAUUAGAAACUGUUUCUCUGUAUGGCCUGGGUCUGUAUCUCCAACAGGAACACUCCUUAGGAUCUGGGUACAGCAUGACCUUAGAUCAGUGCCCUCCUGACAAAGGAGUUUCUGUUGGUGUUCCUCCGAACCAGGUGCCUUAUAGAAGCUUGCAUAGAUAAAUCACCAGACAAACUAGCAGAAGGCGUAGUCACUAGGGCAAGCUGAAACCAAUGACAAUGUUUUACUCAUGUAUAUGCAAAAUACCUACACCCUGUGAAAGUAUAAAUAUGCUCUGCAACCUGGACUGCCCCAGGAAUCUUUGAUGCACUUGUGACUGAUGUUACUUUUGUAGCUGAUUGCCCCUUUUGCA